CCCAGCGAGUCCCACGCUGUCCCACUCUUGUCGCCUGGCCUUUUUCCUCGGUAGCAUAGUCUUACCGUUGCCGGAGAUGAGGAGCUUGACGACGUCUCUCGUGGCGGCGCUGCUGCUGCUGUCGGCGCGAGCAGCUGUGGCAGAGCCGUCGACUGCCACCCCGGCACCUACCGCCUGUGACGACAAUUACUCGUGCCCGGAGGGCACGACCUGCUGCUGCAUCUAUCGGCAGGGCGACGAUUGCUUCACCUGGACCUGCUGCCCGCUCCAGGGCACCACCUGCUGCGACGACAGCUACAGCUGCUGCCCCCAUGACUACGGCUUCUGCAACACCAAUCUUGGAACCUGCCUCAUGGGCCAGGACAGCCCGCUGUCAGUGAAGGCUCUGAAGCGUACCAUGGCCAAGCCGCAUUGGGCUUUCUCGUCAGGACCCAAGACUACCAUGUCUGAAUCUACCCAAGAAUUCGAAACUUGCUACAACAGUGAUCAGAUCUCUAGCAUAUUAUAAAGGUCUAGUGAACGGCUGGGAUAUUAUGAAGGACAAUCUGACAGCAUAGAUUCAGUUUUCUCUUUUUUUUUUUGAGAAAAGUUUUUUCUCUUUUAGCUUUCACCUUCAGAUGUCCUUCAUUUUUAACUAACUACCUUUUACUUUUACCACAAUGAUUCGUCUUGUGGAUAUAGAGCCGAUUAAAGAGAACUCCUUCAAAGAUUUCGUUAGGGCAUCUCCAACACUGACCCGCAACCGGAUACCGCAUCGUCAACAAGAAUACCCAGGAGCAAAUUCCAUUCCUGGCUCUGCCACUGAAUGUGGAGAAGGUGCCUGCGAAGGGGAGGAGGGUGCACGUGGUAAAAAAAAGGCGGGUGUACGUGCCGAAGGAGUGGACGGGAGUUCUGAAAGAGUAGUUUUUUUUUGAAAAGGAGGAUGACCCCCGGCCUCUGCAUCUGGGAUAUACAUACGGCCAUUUUAUUGA
Triticum dicoccoides is the source of this 971-nucleotide messenger RNA. Its product is annotated as oryzain alpha chain-like. Gene Ontology annotation, cellular component: extracellular region. Bases 77 to 508 code for a protein of 143 amino acids. NCBI's taxonomy places the organism in Eukaryota, Viridiplantae, Streptophyta, Magnoliopsida, Poales, Poaceae. The transcript is spliced from 2 exons. The record is from RefSeq and is a predicted model, not a curated record.